AUGUUUGAACUGCGAGUUGAUGCCCACUUCGCAUGCCAAGACGACUUCUGGCUCAUCUCUUGCGAGGGCGACAAGGCUGGCUCGUUGCAGCGCAGCGUGAAGCUUCCGACAGUCUUGCUCCAGAGCCUGGACAACCCGCAGUUCUUCUACAGCGUCACGAUGCAGCCCACAAACGCGCCCAGCCCAUCCGGCGAAGCUGGCGCGCAGUGGGACUUCGAUGGGUUCAUCUACUGUGCCUAUAACAACGGAGACGGUGUGUACCAGAUUCUGGUGGACGACGUGAACGUGACCAGCCUCGAAGUCCCAGUGACGUUGGUGAGCCCGUCGGAGAGCUUCUCUACGGGCAUCUCCAACGAUGGCCUGAACUGCAUCACGGUGGAGCCUCCCUUCACGACCACCACGACCACGGUCAUCAUCCUUCCGUGCUUCAAUCAGCCCUUCGACUGCACGGCCGCAGGCCUGGAAGCUCGCUCUCCGAUGACGACCAUCCGCGCCGCCGCUGGGGCCACGCCGCCGGGGGAGAUCCUGAGGCUGAAUGUCAACCAGACGCCAAACAGCUUCACGGCGCUGUGCAACUUCCCGGAGAUCAUACUCGAAGCCUGUGGCAUCAACCCGGUGGAGCUUUCUCUGAACGUGGGGGGCUGGAGGGGCUGGAGGAGCCUGGAGAAGGGAUGGGCUGGAGCUGGAGGGGCUGGAGGGGGACUGGAGGGGGCUGGAGGGGGCUGGGGCUGGCUGGAGGGGCUGCUGCAGGGGCGCUGGCUGGCUGCAGGGGCUGGAGGGGUUGGAGAGGCUAGAGGGGCUGGAGGAACUGGAAGAACUGGAGUGGCUACCUGGAGGCUGAAGGGGCGCCUGGAGGGGCUGGCUGGAGGGGCGGGCUGGAGGGGCUGGCUGGAGGGCUCUGCAGGGGCUGGAGGGGUUGGAGGCUGGAGGGGAGGGGCUGGAGGGCUUGUGCUCUCCCCUCCCCUACCCCUCCCCAAUUUUCCACCUCACUUCGCAGAGCGCCACCCCACGCACCGCGUCGCACCUGCAACCUGCUCCCCGACCCCAUCACCCCCAACAAGCCCCCUUGCAACAAUUUACUACACCCACACCACUCGCACCUAA
Symbiodinium natans is the source of this 1104-nucleotide messenger RNA. NCBI's taxonomy places the organism in Eukaryota, Dinophyceae, Suessiales, Symbiodiniaceae. The record is from the annotation of a GenBank genome assembly.